Mucor mucedo is the source of this 1357-nucleotide messenger RNA. Its product is annotated as CG3436-like protein. Gene Ontology annotation, molecular function: RNA binding; protein binding. Lineage: Eukaryota; Fungi; Mucoromycota; Mucoromycetes; Mucorales; Mucoraceae. The coding region runs from base 186 to 1265 and encodes 359 amino acids. The transcript is spliced from 5 exons. The record is from RefSeq and is a predicted model, not a curated record. Gene Ontology annotation, cellular component: catalytic step 2 spliceosome.
AUAAAAUGAGAUUCAAAGAGAAAUAAAAAAAGGGGAACCAAAAAAAAAAAAAAAAAAAUGAGCUGGGGUGUCUUGUAGCCCGCUUAAAAUUUCCUUUUUGUCGUGACUGUUUUACACCUGCAAUAAAAAAAAAAAAUACUCGCAAUAAAAAAAAAAGAGCAUCUCCACUAAAACAAUAUAUAUCAAUGGCAGAAAAGAGAAAAGAUACCUCGGUUGCAGGUGCACUCAUCAAACGUGCUAAACAAGACGAUGAAAAUAAAAAUAGUUCACUCAUCACUUUAUCUAACGAAAGAUCUGGAACUAAAAAUGCCAUUGUUGGAACAAUUAAGCGUACAUCAGGCUUAGAAGCACCCGUAAUGCAAUUGAUAGGUCAUGACGGUGAGAUAUUCUCUUGUGAAUUCGAUCGUUCUGGAGAAUAUAUUGCUAGUGCAGGCUUCGAUAGAAAUAUUUUAUUAUGGAACACUUAUGGAGAAGUAAAGAAUUACGGUGUAUUAAAGGGCCACACCAAUGCAAUCAUGGAAAUUCACUGGUCCAGAGAUUCCAGCCAAAUUUUCAGUUGUUCAGCAGAUAAAUCUGUUGGUAUUUUUGAUGCCAAGACAGGCGAACGUACACGUCGAUGGAGAGGACAUACCGGUAUUGUCAACAGUUGUCAGGUCGCAAGAAGAGGACCCGAAUUAGUUGUAUCCGGAAGUGAUGAUUGUACUGUCAAAAUUUGGGAUAGCAGAACAAAGGAAGCCGUCAACACUUUCACAAACGAUUAUCAGGUCACCAGCGUUUGUUUCAGUGAUGCUGGUGAUAUGGUCUAUUCAGCUGGCCUCGAUAAUGAAAUUAAAGUGUGGGAUGUGCGUAAAAAUCAAAUCGCUUAUACAAUGAAGGGACACAUGGAUACCAUUGCUGGCAUGUCUCUGAGUCCUGAUGGAUUUAACUUAUUAACAAACUCAAUGGAUAAUACAGUGCGUAUAUGGGAUAUUAAGCCUUUUGCUGCUGCUGAUCGUUGUCUUAAAAUAUUCGAAGGAGCUCCUCAUGGUUACGAAAAGAAUUUGAUUCGACCUUGUUGGGCAACAGACGGUAGUCAAAUCGCAUGUGGUUCUGCUGAUCGAUCCGUUGUUAUUUGGGAAGUAGAAAGUAGAAAAAUUCUUUAUAAAUUACCCGGUCAUAAAGGUUGUGUUAAUGAUGUUGACUGGCAUCCUAAAGAACCCAUCAUCAUGAGCGCAAGCACAGAUAAAACCCUUUUCUUGGGUGAAGUAAAACCUACAAAAUUGUAAUAAAAUAAUCCGUCGUCGUAUAUAUAUAUAUAUUAUAAUAUUUAAUGUAGAUGUGUCAUCAUGAUAGGAUGAACACUAUUAUAGACAUAUCU